Cyclocybe aegerita is the source of this 618-nucleotide messenger RNA. The record is from the annotation of a GenBank genome assembly. NCBI's taxonomy places the organism in Eukaryota, Fungi, Basidiomycota, Agaricomycetes, Agaricales, Hemipholiotaceae.
AUGGCUCUCCAACCCUCUUUGCGACCUCAAAUCAUUCUCGGCAACCCCGAUGCGCCACACAGUCUGGACAUCUUCUUGGACUAUGUGUGCCCAUUCAGCGCGAAGAUGGCCUUCAAGAUCGACAGCAUUCUCAAGCCCUUGAUCACUGAAGGCGGGCCGUAUGAAGGCCAAUUGAAGGUCAUCUUCAGAUUGCAUGUCCAGCCGUGGCAUUCGACGUCGACUUUGACCAAUGAAGCAGGUCUCGCAGUGCUUCAUGCAUCCCCCGAGACUUUCUGGAAGUUCAGCCUUUCGCUAUUUAAACACCAAGCAGACUAUUUCGAUGUCCCGACCCAGGACUUGACGACUCGCCAGAUCCGAGAAAAGCUUGCCGAACUUGCUGCUAAGACCCUACCCGCCGACGCCGUUGCGCGCUUCAAAGACCUCCUCGCGUUCAAAGGAGCUGCGAACGGCGGAAAUGCGGUCACAGAUGAUCUCAAGUACAACAUUAAGUUCGGCAGGCAGAACAGCAUUCACGUUUCCCCAUCGGUCCUCCUGGAUGGACUCUAUCAGAGCCAGAUCGAGAGCUCAUGGGAAGAGAUCCAGUGGAAGGACUUCCUCGCGAACAAGAUUGUAGUCUAA